AUGUCGUAUCAGCAUGACAGCAUGGAGACUCCAUAUUAUACGGAGAAUAAUAACGUCGAGAUGAAUAGUUCAAGGGUUGUGUUGACAAGGGCAGCUUCAGCCAAAUAUGAGAGUAAUAUCUCUCUCCCUGCCUCCGACAAGGCCGACGGCCAUCAGGUGCGUGAGCGGUAUCAGCGAGAUGCUGAAUCCUAA
Molecule: messenger RNA, 192 nt
Organism: Pseudogymnoascus destructans
Lineage: Eukaryota; Fungi; Ascomycota; Leotiomycetes; Thelebolales; Thelebolaceae
Exons: 2
Coding region: 1-192 (63 amino acids)
Source: RefSeq, a predicted model, not a curated record